Arabidopsis arenosa is the source of this 1729-nucleotide messenger RNA. Lineage: Eukaryota; Viridiplantae; Streptophyta; Magnoliopsida; Brassicales; Brassicaceae. The record is from the annotation of a GenBank genome assembly.
ACGCGCCGUCCGAUUUCUGAUGCAAAUUUGUGCUUCGAUCGCUCAAUUCCUCGCUUGGGUUCCAUUCCUUGUACUAUUAGCGACGGUGGGCUCUUCUUCUUCUUCCAAAUCUCUCCUCAAUUGUCAUCCUUUAGAUCAACACCUUGUAAACCCUAGUCGUCAGCUUGAUUUCCUCAGAGCAAUGUCUUCCGUCUAUGAUUACAUAACCGAAGGCAAGCUCUGGGUCGUUUCUUCCAUCACCGAUCUAUCUCCACCCAUUUAUGUGUUUCUACAGUGCCGCGAAGAUCUCUCUGUUUCCGAUUGUCGACAUUGCUUUAACGAGAGCAAAUUGGAGCUCGAGAGAAAAUGUUCAGGUUCCGGUGGUCGAAUUCAUAGUGAUGGAUGCUUCUUACGGUUUGAUGAUCGAGAUUUCUCAGAGGAGUUUGUUGAUCCUAGAUUUGAUAGAGCCAAAUGUGAGGAAACAGAGCCAGGGUUUGGAGAUUUUUGGAAAUAUCUUGAUGAGGCUUUGGUGAAUGUAACUUUAAAGGCUGUUAAAAAUGGAGGGUUUGGUGCAGCUGCUGUGACUAGAGCCGAGGCGGUGUAUGCAUUGGCUCAGUGUUGGCAAACACUUGAUGAGAACUCGUGCCGAGAGUGUUUGGUUAAUGCUAGAUCGAGCUUGAGAGCUUGUGGUGGGCAUGAAGCUAGCGCUUUCUUUACAGGGUGUUACUUGAAGUAUUCUACACACAAGUUCUUUGAUGAUGCUGCUGAACAUAAACCUGACGCUGAUCACAGAAACUUUAUAAGUUACAGACGGGUUUCAAGAAAAAGAAAAGCUCAAGUUCCAUCAUGUUCAAAUUUCAAAUACGAGAUACUUGAGAAGGCGACCGAGUCUUUCCAUGACUCUAUGAAACUAGGCCAAGGAGGGGCCGGUUCUGUAUACAAAGGGAUUCUUCCAGAUGGCAGAAUCGUUGCAGUCAAAAAGCUCUUCUUCAACACACGUGAAUGGGCGGAUCAGUUCUUCAACGAAGUGAAUUUGAUCAGCGGAGUUCAACACAAGAACCUUGUGAGACUACUUGGUUGCAGCAUUGAAGGUCCCAAAAGUCUUCUUGUCUAUGAAUAUGUUCAUAAUAGAAGCCUUGAUCAAAUCCUUUUCAUGAAGAAUACAGUCCAUAUUUUAAGCUGGAAGCAACGGUUUAACAUCAUUAUAGGAAUUUCAGAAGAUUUUGGACUCAUACGUUCAAUGGGCACUGACAAAACGCAAACCAAUACUGGAAUUGCUGGAACACUUGGUUAUUUGGCUCCUGAAUAUCUUAUCAAAGGCCAAUUAACAGAGAAAGCUGACGUUUACGCAUUCGGAGUUCUUAUAAUCGAGAUAGCUACUGGAAAGAAAAACAACGCAUUCACGCAAGGCACUAGCUCGGUUUUAUUCUCUGUAUGGGAGCAUUUUAAAGCAAACACUUUAGAUCGCUCGAUUGAUCCUCGGUUGAAAGGGAGUUUCUCAGAGGAAGAGGCCUUGAAGGUUCUCCAAAUCGGAUUGUUGUGUGUUCAAUCUUCAGUAGAAUUAAGACCGUCAAUGUCUGAGAUAGUCUUCAUGUUAAAGAACAAAGAUAGUAAAUUUGAAUGUCCGAAACAGCCUCCGUUCUUGAGUGCCAGUGUUCUAAUGCCAGAUGAGGAGACUAGAGUCUGAUAUUAUCAGUUUCUUAGGAUUUUUAUUGUUCUUCUGUAAAUGCUCAAAGAGGGAUUUUACACC